GUCUCCCAGGCAACACAGAGGGUCCCAGUUCCUCCUCCACCGUGCCCCUGCUCCUGGUCCGCACUGCAGAGAGCCCUGGCAAGCUGACAGGCUGCUGACGCGCAGGCCCACACGCAGCCCUGAGACAGGGACAGGGAAGGGAAGAGGGAGAGGCAGCCAGAGAGCCUGGGAAAGAGGGGCAUCCCUCCUGCUGGGACCUGGAUCAGAAAGGACCACCCCCAGCACAAGGCAGUGCACACCUGGAAAGCUCCAUCUGAGUCCUGGGCUCCCCCCUCCCCCAAUUCCUUUCCCACCCAGUGCUGCCCUGGUCUGCACCCAGAACCGGUUCCCCUCCCCCAGCCCCCAGUAGCAGCCCCCAAGAUGGCGCUAGCAGACAACGAAGCCAUGGAUGUGGAGAUGCUGCGGGACUGGUGCAGGUGGAUGGGCAUCAGCGCCCGCAGGGGUCUGCUCAUCCUGGGCAUCCCAGAGGACUGUGACGACGACCAGUUGCAGGAGUGCCUGGAGGGCUCACUGUUGGAAAUGGGCCAGUUUGAGGUGCUGGGCAGAGUGUUUCGAGAGGAGGACGAUGCCAAUGCGGCCCUCGUGGAGCUGGACCGGGAAGUCAACUAUGCUUUGGUUCCCAGGGAGAUCCCAGGCAUCGGGCGUCCCUGGAACGUGGUCUUUGUGCCCCGAUGCUCAGGCGAGGACUUUCUGGGUCGCCUGUUGCACGCCAUGGAACAGCGGGGGCAGACUGUAGAGAGCUUGGCCGAGGCCCUGGGGCUGGGGCUGAACAAGGUGUGCUGGCUGAGGUCUUUCAGUCGGGCCAUCCAGCCCUGGGUGGAGACAGUGCGGUACCAGCCCCUGGGGGUGUUCUCUGGGAGGAACCCGCCAGCCCCGGGGGAGUUGUCCUUCGAGCCCUGGCUGGACCAGGCCACUGAAAUGCUGCUGGUGUGGGAAGGGGUCCCCGAAAGGGAGAAAAGUAGGAGGCUAACAGAGGGCCUCCGAGGGGCGGCCCUGCAGGUGGCAUAUGAUGUCCUGGCAGGUCACCCUGUCAGGACAGUCCAGCAAUGCCUGGACGCACUGUUCCACGUGUUUGGAGACCGCGAGUCCAAGGCCAUCCUGCGGCUCAAGUGUGUAACCGCUGAGCAACAGCCCGGAGAGACUCUCUCUGCUUUCGUGUUUAGGCUGGAAGGCCUGCUGCAGAAAGCCGUUCGGGCGAAGGCCCUGGAAAAGCUCUCAGUAGAUCAACUGCGUGCGAGGCAGGUGCUCACCGGGGCCCACACUCUUGAGCAGCUGUCAAUGGCCCUGAGGCAGCUGCACUCGAUGGGGCAGUACCCAACUUUCCUGGAGAUGGUGGUGAUGGCUCAGGAGACUGAGAGAUGGGAGGCCAAAAUAGCCAGGAGCCUGAGAGCCCAGCAGGCACAAGGGGCUGCUGCCACGGCCACUGCCCAGGUGGAUGCCAGAGCCAAAGCUCAGGCCGAGGGUGACAAGGUGGAGGAGAAGCAGCGGGAGCAGGAGAAUAGUGAUAACCAUGCCCGGGCCCCUGCGGGCCUGGGUCAGAAAGAGCUCUCAGAGGCCUCCCAGAGAGAGGGAGAGAGAGAAGAAAAUGGACCAGGGACGGAAGGCGGCCCCCUGCCUGACCACAUGGGCAGCGCUUCCUUGGCAGGUCCAAGAGAUCCUGACUCUGUGCUAGGGCACCUGGUCCAGGCGCUAGACCAGGAGGCCGAGGAGCACUACCAGGAGGGGCUCAAGCCCAUCCUGGAGGAGUCGGAAAGUGAGGACGGGCCUGGGGAGCUGAGCCCCUCUAUGCCCUCCCCUGGCAAAUAGGCUCAUGAGGCCAGGGCAACCUCCUCACCCCACAUGGGGAGCAGGGCCCAGGGAAGGGCCCACCCAGCCCACUCCAAAUCCCUUAUUUCCCCAACAUCCUACGGGGCCCUGACCACCUCCAUCAGCCCUCCAAGUCACCAAGAUGACCAUGUUUGACACCCAAUGGGAUGGGGAGAGGUGCCCACACAAGGGAGCGCCACGCCUUGCCUCAGCCCCUGCCCAGCCUCUGCCAACUUGGGCAGCUGGCCUGGGAGCACCGCUGAGCAGCCCAUCUCAGCCUAGGAGAGGGGCACCUGAAGACAUCUGCCACCCGCGUGGAACUGGGAGACUUUGGAGCCCAUCUCGGGUGCCACUCUUGGGGGCCCCAAGUCAUUUCUCUAUAGCCCCAUAGUGACCCACGUGUCAAGUAAUCAUCCUCCCACCACCCCACAAACAGACCAUGAGUCUGUGCAGUACCACUUGGUGUGUGUGAACCCAGGUGGGUGUCCUGGCCUCUCCCCCGACCCUGCCCGGGGCAGCCACCUCUCAGCCCCGGCACAUGCUGUGAGCCCCACUGCCAGCCACGGCUCUGCCAGCUCUCGUCCAGUGUCGUGAGCUCAGCCUCUGCUUUCUCAGUAUAGAUUUAAGCCAACUGCUGCUUGUGCUUGUGAUGUGUGUGUUCUUCUCUGAGCAGUUUUUCCCUCCCCACCGCCAACAUCACCCACCUCGGAGACCCCGAGCCUGAGCCCAGAAGAACGGAGGAGAAGGGCGGACCAGGGCGCGUCUGGCGCUCACCCGGUGACCUGUGGCAGGAAAAAAUGGACCAGGGACAGAAGGCGGCUCCUGGAGGCUCCACGGGGACUGUGCUCUGAUAUGCCACCCUGUUGUUCCCUGUGACUCAGUUUCCUCAGCAUGCUCGAGUGUCCCCUGCUGUUUUCUCCAGUAUCUUGUGUCUGUUCAGUGCAGGCCACAGGGUAGGGCCAGGUCCCAACAUGUCGUCCAGAGCGGGGGGGGGGGGGGGGGGGGCGGGGAGCCCUGGAGUGAGUGGACAUCACCUGUGUCCAUGGUCC
This is a messenger RNA of Pipistrellus kuhlii (Kuhl's pipistrelle), 2855 nucleotides long. RefSeq names its product PNMA family member 6A (gene PNMA6A). Bases 361 to 1806 code for a protein of 481 amino acids. The transcript is spliced from 2 exons. NCBI's taxonomy places the organism in Eukaryota, Metazoa, Chordata, Mammalia, Chiroptera, Vespertilionidae. The record is from RefSeq and is a predicted model, not a curated record.